Strongylus vulgaris is the source of this 483-nucleotide messenger RNA. Lineage: Eukaryota; Metazoa; Nematoda; Chromadorea; Rhabditida; Strongylidae. The record is from the annotation of a GenBank genome assembly.
UUGCAGGAAGGUCUACCAACACUCCCACCUCUUCAUCCCGUCACUCUACCGGAAUUCUUAAGACUCCCGCUAGAUGCUGAUCGGUGUAUUCCGAAGCUCAAGAAGCAGUUCAAGGAAAAUGACACAUAUUUCGAAGACUUCAGAAGACAAGUUGAUCAAAACAAUAUCGCAGCUGCCUAUGAUGUCAUCUAUGCUAAGGCAGGAGAUAUCUGUACCGCUGAACAAGUAAAACGUUUGAAGGCUAUGGAUAAGAAAUAUGAGAAAAUGCAGAAAUCUAUUGAAGAGUUAGCGCCCGAAUACCCUAAAGAAACUAAGGACGAAAUUAUGCAAUGGUUGAGGGAUGACAAUAUGAUCGCACUCUCUGGUUUCGUCACAAGAGAAUCUAUGGCAAAUGUGUUCAAUCCCGCGAAGAACUCGAAGUUGAUGCAGAUAUCUGUACUAUUAGGCGCUAUGCAGUUUGAUCAACUCAUCAAUCCCAUUUAA